AUGUUGUUUUCCGUUGUCAGUCCGUCAUGUGUGAGUUUGCUUGUUAUCGAGACCGACUUCUACCUCAGUUCGGACAAGCAUCAACUGGUCGUGUCCGUAAGUUGGGUUGCACAUUGCGACCGUGUCAUCGCCUUGAUCGCUGUCAUUGUUGUGACUCGCACCCUCGACGGACGGACGGACGGACGGCGACGACGCUCUCGUCGCUUCCCACCCUCAAAGCCCCCGUCCCGUUCGAUUCGACGGGCCAUUACCAUCCUCGAAAGAGGAGUGCCCGCCGCCACAUUCACCGCCAUGUGA
Soboliphyme baturini is the source of this 297-nucleotide messenger RNA. The record is from the annotation of a GenBank genome assembly. NCBI's taxonomy places the organism in Eukaryota, Metazoa, Nematoda, Enoplea, Dioctophymatida, Soboliphymatidae.